Messenger RNA from Eimeria maxima, 345 nucleotides. RefSeq lists its product as hypothetical. Lineage: Eukaryota; Apicomplexa; Conoidasida; Eucoccidiorida; Eimeriidae. Bases 1 to 345 code for a protein of 114 amino acids. The record is from RefSeq and is a predicted model, not a curated record. The transcript has 3 exons.
AUGCAGCAGCAGCUAACAGAGAAAGACGAAGAAAUAAAACAACAAGAAAAAACAGCAAAUCUUCUCCUUAAACUUAGUGAACAAACCCUCAAGCGUCAACAUGAAGAAGAAUUGAAUGAAUUAGAGAAAGAAAAAGAAGCAGAAAAAGAAUUAUAUGAAUAUAAAUUAUCUUCCUUAAUAAAAAAGAACGAACAACAAAAGAAAACAUUUAAUCAAAGAUUAUCUAGGGAAGAAGAUCUAAAUACUAUUAAACAAUUACAACAAACCCUUAAUCAGACUAAAACAACCCUUGCGCAACGCGAAGAACAAAUUCGUAAUUUAAAAUUAGAAUUAAUUACCCAGUAA